This is a messenger RNA of Leptopilina boulardi, 8664 nucleotides long. RefSeq names its product protein Shroom (gene Shrm). The record is from RefSeq and is a predicted model, not a curated record. The transcript is spliced from 13 exons. Gene Ontology annotation, molecular function: actin filament binding. NCBI's taxonomy places the organism in Eukaryota, Metazoa, Arthropoda, Insecta, Hymenoptera, Figitidae. Gene Ontology annotation, cellular component: adherens junction; cortical actin cytoskeleton; apical plasma membrane. Gene Ontology annotation, biological process: actin filament organization. The coding region runs from base 16 to 6174 and encodes 2052 amino acids.
ACAUGCCAUAGAAGGAUGUAUCGAAAAGAAAUGGAUGACGCGUUGCGGAAUGGUCCCCCUUUGGAGCAGUGGUUCUCAUUACGCUCGCUUAAUGAUAAGGAGGAAAAACGAUCCUGUACAUUGGGCAGUGGUGCUCUUCGUUUUAUUCGCACGCGAAAUAGCAUCAGACGCGAAUUGAAACGACACUGCAAUCGGACAAAAACAGUUGAAAAUAGUGAACCAAAUGAGGGUAACACUAGUAGUAGUGGAGGCGUAGGAGGUUUUGGAAAAUGGUUACGAGAUCAUUUAAGUGGUGGUUUGAAAGGAAGUCAUGAUAUUAAUACAAGUAAUUCAUCAAAAUCAAAUGGAACAGUGAAAAUUCCGGGCAAUGAAAAGAAUGUUGCGAAACAAACAUAUACUUCGCAAAAUUUAUAUUGUAGCCUGCCUAGGGAACAUGGUAGACACUAUCAUAAUGGCACUCGCAAGUCGGUCAACGUUUCUCCGAAGUCACAGGUCUACGAUCGACCACGUACAAACACUGCAAGUCUUCUUCACGAGAAGUCAUUCUCCAGUGACCUUGGCAAUCUUAUGAGGGGAGGACCCGUCUACGGAAGCGAGGGAAAAAGUGUUAGAAAGCGCAACAAGGAUCGUCGAAGGCACUCCAUGAACGAUGCUGAACAGAGUCGUCAACGUCGCAAAAGGUGCAUCACGGAUGGGGGGGACGUUUGUUACACGAUGACGGAGCUGCAACCGUCACCGUCAGGUUAUCGCGGUCAAGAUGAGGCCCCGGGACCACCGUCAGGCUCAUUCAAAUAUACGAACCAUGGCCACGUGUCCGAGGUUGCCAAUUACAAGGGCACCACAACGUAUCCUCAAGAGGGCUACAACCUCAAGACAACGUCUCGUCCGAUCCCUACUAGCGAAUACUAUCGGCGAAGAAACGACAAUUCAAGAAGGUCCGCGGAAAACGACAUCGAUAACGAGAAUCUCAAGAAGGCCUCGAAUACCGGUUACAACGAUGGCUACAAGAAGAAUACUCCAGGCUAUAAAAACGACAGCGGAUACAGCGAAAGCAUCGGAUUCGACAGCUUUAGUCUCCCUAUCAACGAGAGGGACGAAUCUUCGCCACCGCCAACGCCACCGGUUAGAGAUGCAUCGAGCCUCAAAAGUGUCUGCUAUGGUCCAGGACACGAAAAAUAUCCAUCCUGGCCAAGUGCACCAGAACGACAUACCGAAGAAGAAAUUUCCAAUUCUCACACUGGAUCACAUCGUUCGAAAUCGUGGACCGAUCACACAAAUUACCCUAAGGAAAAGCCAGCACAAUAUACAAGACCCCAUAACAAAAGGCCAAAUCCCACAUUCACGCAACAGCUGAAAACUGUGAUGGAACGUUGCGAGAAAAUUCCAGCUGAAACAUUUGAAUCGAGGAACAGAAGUAAUAAUUCGGAUGAUGAGCCAAGAUUGUGGCCUCGUGUUGAUCGAGAAGGCAAACCCUUGGGCGAUUCUGAAUAUGUUGUCCCAUCGCCGCCUGAAAGAGAGCAAGCACCAUCACAAACUCUCAGUCACGCUGAUUUAGAAGCCUAUGUCAGAAGCUAUCAAGAUCCUCAAACGCCUCAGGUGGAUAUUUACCGUGAAACAACCUUGACGCAAGCAGGUUUAGAGGAAUACACACGAGUACAACAUUCUCAACAAGCCAGCUACGCACAAUCCGAAGGUUACCACAGUUAUGUUUCGAGUGUCGAUUCCACGACCAAUACACCAUUUCUCGAUAGAUUACGAAGGGACAGCGAGGCAGUGGCUCAACGUCCAACACCAAAUUGGGAAGAAGGCUCGCGAGAAGGAAGAGACAGUGUUGUAACAACCUCAAGUGGAAGUGCUUCCAGCAGUGAGACUCUUAAAUGGCAUGGGUCCAUGUCGGAUGUAAGUGUUUCCAGUGGGAUGCCAUCGCGACAAGUGAAUUCCGACAGAUGGCAUCAUGGUUCCAUGUCGGAUGUAAGUAGCGUAAACGGUGGAAUACCCAGUCAACAAUCAAAUCACGUUCAUGAAAAAUGGCAGGGUUCAAUAAGCGAUGUCAGCACUAUUGAUGUUGUAACACCAACAAAAAUGAGGCACAACGAAAAAUGGAUGAACGAUCGUAAUAAACAAACGGGCAGAACAAGCUUACCACCCGUCAUUGGUCAUUGUCUAUCAAGUCUUGAUGUUUGUCAAACAAAUUCAAAUCACGAGGGUAAAUGGCAAGAAUCAAAUAUUGAUGACGAUUGUCGUGUUGAAAGAUCGAAAAGUCUACAAUGGGAUCAAUCGGAAAAAUUUCAAGCCUAUCAAGUCUCUAGAUCUCAAGGAUCAAUGCAAAGUAGUCAGGAUUGGAAUCCCCUUCAUGGCUCCAUGUCGGAUGUGAGCCUCGUUAAUGGAGUACAGGGCAGUAAACAAUUAAUAGCACACAGCGCACGAGUUCAAACACCUCAAAGACAUCAUUCCGAAAGUGUCCUCUAUCUCGAUCGUGAACGAACUCAAAGGAAAUUAUACCCCGUAAAUACCACUGAUAUGUCACCAACUUCGAGAAUCACACCAACAUCACCACAACAACAAUUGUCGGUCGCCGAACGAAUCAGUGAAUUGGAGAAGCAACAACAUCAACAACAAAUGCGUUACACGUAUUUGGAUCCCGAGAAACGUCAUCGUGUCUCUGAUCCAACGCUUAAAGCAAUUCAGAAAAAAGCACUAUUAUCCUUUUACGAAAGGCAUCAUCAAACAUCAUCCUCUUGGCGUUCCGAACCACAACUCACUCAGGAAUCACUCACUGUUCCACCACCUCAACCACCGCCUAGACCAAGGCCCCCUUCAUCAAGACGCGCAAGUUCCGCGUCCGAUUACGCCAGUGGCAAUUGGCGAGAGAAAAUCAAUUCUCAAACUAUAAACGAUACACCAACUCCAAAACAUCAACACAGUAAUAGCUGUGGCAGUCUCUCAACGAAUCUCCUCGGUCCAUUAAUUGUCGGUCCUGCAAUUUCAAUCGACGACUGGGUACCUGAACGACCACCGAAAAAACCUCAUUUAAGAAAUGUUUACAAUGAACGCCUACCGAGUCCCGAUUUACCACCACCGUCACCGCCAACAAUUACUGAAAACGAAGUCAUUUGCGAUGAUCCCCUACCACCACCACCGCCCGAACUAAGCGACGAUUCCGAUUCAAAUAAUCGCAAAGAAGACGAAAAUAAUCAAAAAAACAAAAUCGAACGUCGAAAAUCCAAAUCUAAAUCCCCCCAAGACACUAGAAGCAAAAAACAAGAUAAAAAUGAUGAAUCACACGAAAAUGGAUUCACAAAUCAUAAAACAAGAUCAAGUUUAAGAUAUUCAAAGUUAAAAAAAAAAGUCGAGGAAAAAACAUCAAGACCACCUGCACAACUUCCGGAUCUUAUAACCCAAAGGUAUAACGAAAGAAUAGUACGUCAAGAAUCCGAAAGAAUGACACAAAUUAUCACAAAAAAUGGUGACAAAAUACAACAACAACAACAACCAAUGCGACCUAAUUAUUUGCCAAUUGUCGAAACGAGUAAAACCAACAAAAAUCAGGAGAAUGGUAAUUCAUUCUCAAUGAGUAGUCCUGUGAAAACAGGAUAUGAGGCCAAUUCAAAGCACUAUUCAUCAGAGGGCAAUCCUCAAAAGUAUCACGAACCACCAAAGUACGUGCCUAAUCAUCAUCAUCGUCAUGGGGAAUCGACGCAAAGGAAUUAUUAUGCCUUGCCACCAAAGUACGUGGAUCCUUCAAAACCACAACCACAGUGUCCUUCAGAGAGAUUCAACAACAACAACAACAACAACACGGGAUCAUCAAAUUCUCCACCUCCGCCAUUGGCACCUAGACAAAAUAUCCCUGGGAGAAAAUCGCUGCCACCGCCUCCUAGACCUGCGCCACCUCCACACGCUGUUCAUGGAAGCCAAUCGAAGGCAUCUUACCUGGCGUAUCGUCGGGAAAGAGGUGUACCUGACAACGAGGGCAGCUACAAAAGAACAAUGUCACCAACGGCACGAUUGGACGACUGGCCUCGUGAUCGCGAUGAUCCUGUUCUUUUGCGAGUUACACCGCAUCAUCCUCAUCAACUUCAUCAUCAUCAUCACCAUCAUCAUCAUCAUCAUAAUGAUCUCUCGAAAUCACACAGUGUCGAUGCUCUUCAUCAACGAAUAGACAAUGAUCGUACAAUUAAUCAAUCGGCCGAUGUAAUUGGCAAACUAUCGCAAGAUCUCACAAAAAAGCUACAAACCAACGAUACACGAACAACAAGAGAGAACAAUAACAAUGACAAUCUUGAGGAUCGAUAUAAUCCCGAGAAAAAGGAACGUCUUUCACCCCAGAGUAUUGAGGUUCUCAACGAUCGUAAUCGACAAUUGGAACGUGAACGAAGAAAACUUGCAGCAAAUUGUGAACCACAAGUUUUGUCAUCCGAUUUUUAUCGCGAGAGAAGUGCAACAAUUGAAAUGACCUCACAAAAUGUUGAACUUUUAAAUCGUAGAAAUGAACGUAGAUCCAAUGAGAAUUGGUCGAGAAAUUGUCAAAUCAAUGAUAUUGAUACCAGGCCCAAUGAAAAACCACCACCACCUUCUAGUUCACCACCACGAUCACCGAAUUCACAUCAAACUAGUCCAAAAUCUGGCGCCGUACCACGAAGAACUGGAAGUUGUUCAAGUUCCAGUUCAUCGUCAAGAUCAUCUGAUUUACGAAUUUCACCACCCAAUACAUUACCAUCAAGAUUCUCGCCAAAAUCACCUCUCGAUUCACCAAUAAGAAAUUGUCUUCGUCUAUCGCCAAAUGAAUUAUUCCCCAUUAGAAAAGUAUCAAGUCCAACGCAAACUGAUAAUACUGGUUUUUGUGAUAAGACAAAUUCGCCUCUCAGUUCACGAAUUAGAAGAACUGAAUAUCUUGCCAGACGAUCGUCAAGUUCAAGAUCAUUGAGAAUUCAUAAUGGUUCGACAUUAUCGUCAUCGUCGUCGAGUACAUCGUCAUCAGUGUCAAAAACAUCAUUAUCAUCCUCGUCACCAAUUCAGGAUUCAACGAAAAUAUCACCAUUAAAUUCACCCUGUGUCUCACCACAACCAGGCAUUGAGGGAUUAACAUUGGUUCAAAGAACGGAAAUUGUUUUACGUGUGAAUGCAACAACAAUUGACGCUGCCUCACAAACUGAACUCAUGGACGAUGAUUUUGAUGAACGAUUCAAAAUCAAGGAAAUUCUUCCCGAACCGAGGAAAAAGCUACCAGAGGAAAUCGAGUGCGAGGAACUCAGCAGGGAACUCGCUAGUCAACUCAGUCCGAAUGAUAAACUUGUGCCAAUUCUUGUUCCCGUACCCGAGCUGAAGAAAUCAACAGACUACGUUUCCGGUCUCUUUAGGGUGGAAGCGACAUUACAACCUCGACCGAGACGAAGGCUUUCUUUAGAAGAACCCACUUCCGGCGUUGAUAAAGAAACUGGAGACGAGAGCAAAAUUGAAUCAGCGCCCGCGACACCGAUAACAAUUGCUGAUCCUGGAAGUCCUCUUUCGCCAACUUCAUCUUACUUUACGACCUCGGAAGGAAAGACAACAUUCUUGACAAGGUAUUCACAAGAAGUGACUGAGGAUACUUUACCUAUCAAGGAUGAACCAACGACUGUUAUCAUGGACAAUGUCGAUCUCAGGCAAAAGAAGGAGGAGUUGGUGAUUAGACUGGAUAAGAAACUAGUGGUGCUGAGAGCUGAACAGGAGGCUGUCAGGGAAGAAGGUGAAUUGAAUGAGGCAUUAGGUGCUCGUGUCGCUAAACAAGUAGCGGCUGUAGCGCGUCCUGCGGAGAUUUCAAAGUAUCGACUUCACGUUGAGGAAGUUGGCAAAAUUACCAGUCUUCUUCUUGGACUCAGUGGCCGACUCGCUCGUGCGGAGAACGCCCUUCAUGGAAUGUCAGCCGACCAUGCCGAGAGAAAAGUCCUGGAGAGUAAACGAGACAAGCUGAUAGAUCAGUUGGAGGAAGCGAAGAUUCUAAAAGGCAACAUCGAUAAGCGUAGCGUAAACGUCUCGGCAAUUCUGUCAAAGUACUUGAACGACGAGGAGUUUAUCGACUACCAGCACUUUAUCAACAUGAAGGCAAAGCUGAUAAUGGACGGCAGAGAGAUUCAGGACAAGGUGAAACUAGGAGAAGAGCAGCUGGUUGCCUUGAAGGAAACGAUCGACUAAAACACAUUGAUUGAUGAAUUCAAGUCAAAAACCUCGAAACAGAAAGAAAGAGCUGGGAAAGCCAAAGGCGGCAUACCAAUGGGCCAAUCACAUGCGAUACGAGCAUUUUAAAAGGGCAUAAAAAGACUUUUUUCUAGAAACAUUUUUUUUUUUUUUUUUUCAAAGUGGCAGUAGCCACAAAGUGAUCAUUUAUUCAAGAAAAACAACGAAGUGUGCCUCAUUCCAAAAAGAGAAAAAACAUUUUUGUACCAAGACUAUUUUAUGAAGAUUUUUUACGAGUUUCAUUGAUGUGAGAGUAGUCAGUUGGCUUUUUUUUACAUAUAUAUUAGUGUCGUUUUAUAAGACGCAAAUUCUCUGCUUGCAAGGUCACGAGAGGGUUCACGAUCUCAAUUCUGAUUGUCAUGCGUUAACCCAAUGGAACCUUGAUUGCCUAGUCUUUUUUUUUUUUUAUUUUAAAUGAGUGCGUCGUCCUUAUUCAACCGGUGAGCCAUUGCGCGUCGCGUACAAACAAUUAUUCGAAAAAAAUUGAUUUAUUACAAAAAUUCUUAAUAAUUUAGAAAUGCAAAAUUCAGGAAACAAUUCAUCUAAAAUAAUCAUCUAGUCUAUAAAAUUCAAAAUUUGAAAUCGAAAAAACUUAAAUUCCACUGAAAAUAGUACGCGAUGAUAAUAAAGACCACGGCGAGAAUCGUCGAGUUGAUUGGCGAAUUUUCAUCUACACAAUAUGUGUACAAAUUAAAUAAUGUAAAUUACUUUUUUAAUUGUGAAAACUAUAUAUUAGAAUUGAUGUAAAUAAUGAAAAGUGAUUUUGAAAAAGUCGGCAGCUAUUUGGGCGCGCGGACAUUUGUUUUUUAUUUGGAAGAAUUUAUCAAGACUUACAAUUAGUAUAAUUGUAUUAUUUAUUGAAUGUAUUAAAUCAGGCAAGUGAAAUUUUUUUCGCAAUGGAAGAAAUCAAAAUUUUAAUAUAUUAUUAUUAUAUAUAUAUAUAUAAAUAUAUACAUAAUAUAGAAAUAUAAUUAUAUAGAAAUAUUAUAUGAGAGUAAUGUAUCAUUUCGAAAGCGUGUAAAAUACAAAAUUUUUUUUUUUUGUACUCUGUGCAAUUUCAGUGUUUAUACUUAUAAUUAACCUUGCCGUGGUGUUUUACUGUGAGUCAUUUUCUUUUUUUUUGUGCAAAAAAAAAAAGAAAGAUUUGAAAUUGUAUUAUAGUUAGUUAAUAAUAGCAUUUCUCAUUUUCCACGGAAUAAAAAAAAAAUGCGUUUGGUUGACUGGAAACUAUAAAUUUCUAUAACAACUAAAACAUUUACACGUGAAAUAACGAAACUCUUACACUGUACUCUUACCUGAAGAUCUCUCGCGAGAUCUUCUUGAUGCUUGUGAUUUUUAUUUACUCUACGAUAAGAAAAAACCAAGGACGCUCGACGCAAAUCUACAAUGUCAAGCCUCCCUGAUUUUUAAUUAAAAGAAAAUGAAAACAAAAAUUGUAUGCCUUAGUUCGAAAAGUUUUCUCUCUUUUUUAAAAAAUGUAUUUUUUUUUGAUUAAUUUAAAGAUUUUUCAAUUGCUUACCUCUUCGGCAAUAUUUUCUCUUCGUGCGCCAAUGACGAUGAUAAUCUUUAGCGUCGAAGAUGGAAUUUUUCAAGAUCCUCCGAAUUUUUGAGCUCAGUAAUGAGAUAUUUACUGUAGUUUCAAAACUUUUGCGAUGGAGCUACAAAAAAUAAAAGAAAAAACAUUACGAUUAAUAAAAUAAACAAAUUUUAAUUUAAAAAAUUUAAAAAAAAAAUUGCUGUUAAAUUCAUUUGACUUGUCAAUUGGCUUGUGAAAUAAUUUAACUGUUUUUUUUUAUAUAAUAUAAUUUUUAGUAGGAAUAGUCGAGUCAAAUGGAUUAACAAGCAAUGAAAAAAGUUGAGAAAAUACACUAAAGACUGAACGCAAGGCAUAUAAUUUUGCAAAUAAUAAUAGUCAGUUUUCUGUUCCUCAUUUUUUUUUUUUUCAUUUGCAAUACGAAAUUGCAAAUUUAAUAAAAUAGCUGUGUCGUGAUUUUUCCUUUUUUUUUUGUCUAAAAAUGCAAUGUAAUUUUUAUAUGUGCGAAUAUAUAUAUAUUUUUUGUUUUUAUUAAUCACGGCACUGCUAUAAUGAUUGUAAAUAUAAUAAUGAAUUAUACGAAAUACUUAUGGUGCUCCGGAUUGAAUUUUUUUUUUUUUUACGAAACAUUGAGAGAAAAAAAAAACUAGAAUCGUUUCAUUUUCAAUUAUACAAUAGGUCUUUUAAACAUAAGUACUACAUUGAUAUUUAACGUUUCUCGCUGUUUUUGUAUAUAAUAUCACUUAUAAUUCUCAUGUGAAAUCCAUAACAUUACACAAAUCAAGUCACAUUCAAUUUUUGUGACUCUAGAUUGUUUUAGUCUGACAAUAUUAUCAUGUAUUAGGAUUAUUAUCAAUCAUUACGAUAACCACAUUCUGAAAAUCGCUUGCAAUAAAUUACAUAUUGAAAAUUUA